This is a messenger RNA of Chinchilla lanigera (long-tailed chinchilla), 3992 nucleotides long. RefSeq names its product protein tyrosine phosphatase type IVA, member 1 (gene Ptp4a1). NCBI's taxonomy places the organism in Eukaryota, Metazoa, Chordata, Mammalia, Rodentia, Chinchillidae. Gene Ontology annotation, biological process: protein dephosphorylation. Gene Ontology annotation, molecular function: protein tyrosine/serine/threonine phosphatase activity. The transcript has 5 exons. The record is from RefSeq and is a predicted model, not a curated record. Gene Ontology annotation, cellular component: nucleus. The coding region runs from base 464 to 985 and encodes 173 amino acids.
UUUUUUCUCCCUUUUUCUUUUAAACAGCAGUUCUGUGGUGUUCUUGGUCACACAUUUAUGGAGUUUCUGAAGGGCAGUGGAGAUUACUGCCAGGCACAGCACGACCUCUAUGCAGACGAGUGAACUGUAGAGAUUCCUAACUGCUCCACCAAGAAGCCCUGGAAGAGUGGCUCACCUGGACACAGAAGUGGUGAAUUGAAAUCGUAGAGCAUUUUACAAGAGUUCUGACCUGGAUGGGGUAAACCUUAGUGCACUUCCGAUUGCCUCAGUGUUACUGGAUCGAAGGAUUGCUGCUUCUUGUUAGGAGGUUCAUUUCAUUUCCCAGUACUCCCCACACCACACUCAAAGCACUGAGAAGGUCAAGCGGAGUAUACUGAAGUAGACUUCAGUUUCUUGCAUCGUUUUUAUUCAAGUUUUAAAAUUCUUUCAUAACCCUUUUGAGUGUUUUUGUAACUAAAUUAACAUGGCUCGAAUGAACCGCCCAGCUCCUGUGGAAGUCACAUACAAGAGCAUGAGAUUCCUCAUCACACACAACCCAACCAAUGCAACCUUAAACAAGUUUAUAGAGGAACUUAAGAAAUAUGGAGUUACCACAAUAGUAAGAGUAUGCGAAGCAACAUAUGACACUACUCUUGUGGAGAAAGAAGGCAUCCAUGUUUUUGAUUGGCCUUUUGAUGAUGGUGCACCACCGUCCAAUCAGAUCGUUGAUGACUGGUUAAAUCUUGUGAAAAUUAAGUUCCGUGAAGAACCUGGUUGUUGUAUUGCUGUCCACUGUGUUGCAGGCCUUGGGAGAGCCCCAGUGCUUGUUGCUCUAGCAUUAAUUGAAGGUGGAAUGAAGUACGAAGAUGCAGUGCAGUUCAUAAGACAAAAGCGGCGUGGAGCUUUCAACAGCAAGCAACUUUUAUAUCUGGAAAAGUAUCGUCCUAAAAUGCGGCUGCGCUUUAAAGACUCCAACGGUCACAGGAACAACUGUUGCAUGCAAUAAAACUGGGGUGCCUGAUGCUACUGCCUUGGACAUGGAGCUUGAGGCGGAACCUGAUUUGUCAUACGUAUUAGCCCUUAUGUUGGCUUGGUGAAUAAGUCUAAUGAAGCUUCUGUAGGAGCGUUGAAAAGCAGUUAUACAGGCUACAUACAAGCUUGACAGAUUGCAACCUCUAUGUUUGGGUUAUGAUCAAUGUAUUUGGACAAUUACAAGAUUCUUACUGUUCAGCAUUUAAAAUGUGCUUAUCAUUUGUACCAAUUGACUUCCCUGAAAUCAUGCAGUAUUGAGUUAUGGCUUUAAGGCUAUUUCCAUGCCAGAAUCUUAAUGAUACAUAAGAAAUUUAGAAAGAUUAGGUGCCAAAAUAGCCAGCACAAUACUCUUACAUUUUUAGUAUCAUAUAGAACCAAAAUUGCAGGAACUAAGAACACUCUAGACCUGUGGUUUAUUCCUUCCGUCAUUUCAAACAUUGUAGGGCCUGUGUGGCUAUUUGCUUGCUCACUUUAUGUUUACAUCUCUCAUAUUCAUACCAAUGUACAUCAGGUUUGCUUAAACAUUGAUUGUUCUUUUCAAUUAUUACCAAGUCUUGUGAUUAUUUAAUGUCUUUCUAUAAGUUUUUUAUUUUGUGCUGUUGUAGGAAACCUCCAUUUUGAAAAUCUACAUUAUUACAGAAGCACAUGUCUUUAAUGUCUCAGACAAAAAAGCCUUACAGUUAAUUUAAUGCCUGCACCCUGAGGCGCAGACUACCAGGGAGGGCCUAAAAACAGACUAGGAGGGGGCUAUUCAAUAUUUUUAGUAAAAUGUUGCCUUUGUCUUGUGCAGAACUUGUAGAAAAUGCUCUUUACUUUAGUAAAUAUUUUUUAAAAGGUAUAGAUGCUUUGUUAUUGUAGCUAAAACAGUUCUUAAUCAUAAAAGUUCUGAAAUUCUUGUAAUUUUUUCCAUACUUAUCAGAAGUUGGUUACCAACUUAUUUUUGUUUGAGGUGUGAUUUUUUUUUUUUUUUCCCUUCCCAACCUCUUGCAAAAAAAAAAGUGGGUUUCUGCUAAUGAAUUGAGCAGACAUCUAAUAUUUUAUAUGCCUUUUGAGCUGUGUAACUUAAUAUUUGGAUACUUCACAAUUUGUUUUAUGAUGUAACUGAUAAAAUGGUGAUGUGUAUUAAUGUUAGUUCAGCCAUCUGUGUACCGUCUGGGUUUAUACCGUGUGAUUACAGUUCUGUGGGAGAAAUAAUUUGUUAGUGUUCACAGCUUGUAAAAACUUAGUGCGAGAGCUUAAACAUCUAAUAAAUAGUGAAAUGCAUUUAUCACUGAGAUUGUUUUGCUUAAAGUUAACUUAUUUUUGCAGAAAACAAAGCUAAUUGCACUUACUGCCAGUUGUUGUAAACUGUCCUUUUUUUUAAACAAAUGAAGUGUUAAAUGAAGUCAAGUCAUCACUUUAGUUUUGGGCAUAAUUUGUUAUGGUCAUAAUGUUUAGUACUAAGUUUUAUAAACUUGAUCUACACAAUUUUGAAUCAGUUUGUUGUGUACUUAGAAGAAAGUACAGAGAGAAGAGCUUGGUUUUUACAGUUCAGUGAGCCACUAAUAGUAGUUUCGUGUAACUUGUGAACCUUAGUUUUCUUUUUUGCAAGUUAAUUAUUACAUGCCUUUUUAGAGACUGACAUUAACUUGAACCUAAGUACUUGGCACAUUAAGACUAGUAAGUUUUUUUCAAUAAUCUGAAAUAUUCAUAGUUCACCUUUAUCUAAAAGGGGAAGAUGUCCUUAUCUCAUUUUUUAAAGAUAGUAGUUAUAAAUGUGAACUAAAAGUUUUAGCAACAUGAUAUUUCACGUUGGUUUAGAGAAUGUGCUUCCUAUCUUGUCAAUUUAGCACUUCUAUCCCCUUUUUAAAAUUUAGCCAGGGCAAAAGGAAAAAAAAUGUCCCUGGAGGUCCUUGAUUUUUUAAAUCUUAGAUCAUUUGUGACUAGAGUAAGUUAUUUAACCUGAGCUAUUUUUUUUUUUUAAUACAGCCCACACUUGAAUAAGAAAAAUUUGUGUAGUUGAUUACUAAGUGGUACAUUAUUACCACACAGCCGAUAGAAUAGCAUGUGUGUUUAGUGGGAGAGAAGAGGUUCCAAUAAUUAAUGAAAAUCUUUCUAAGUUUGAAAGGUUUAAUUUGCAGUAUUGGAUUGUAUAUAUGGUGCUAAAAUCACUUUAUAACCCUUAUCCUGUAUAGUAUACAACAUGGUAAGAUUUGCUUUUUAACCAGAUAUUUUGUAUCAUGUAAAUAUGGCUGAUCAUAGGAAUGCCUGUGAUACAUUCUAAAAGAUUCCAUCUGUCUAGUAAGAAUUGAAAGAAUCGGUCUUGAUAAAACUACCAGGUGGUAUUCGAAAAUUUGGCUACUGUCAAUGGGACAGUGUAAAUAGUUGCCUAGACUUUUCUGUAGGAACUGUAGUGUUGCUGAUAGAAGCAGUGUGAUUACUAAACUCUGAGAAAAUGCCAUCUGUUUUUAGUGGAAGGAGAGCCCUAGUAAUGUCACUGGUCAUUGUGCAGUGCACUGCAACCUUCGUGUGUUCCCGUCCUAGUCUCACCUUACUCCAGUGCGGCAGCCCCCUGGGUCAUGUGAUCGUCUGGUCACCUUCCCCUGCAAAGUGAUACUGUGGUUUCCCUACUUGGCUGCAGUCUCAGUCUCUAUAGAUCUAUUUUAAGUGUCAUAUUUAUCUAACAAAUAGCUGUUUGCCAGGUGAUGGAGAGCAUUGUGGAGAACAUAAAAGGGGGUCACCAGUAAGAACCCCACCUCUUGCUGGAAUAAACAGAUUGUUUUUGAUUGGAAUUUUAGGGCAUUGUAAUCUGAUGAAAAUACUUCAAAUGGAAAUAAAAGCAACAAUGUUUCCUGUACAUGUAAAUUGAAAUUCUUCUAAGUUUUUAAAUUCAUGAGGUAGCGUCAGCCAAACGUUUAUACUCCACAUUCUUGAUUUGUUGAAUUAAAUGUUUGUAGAUGUGCCUCCACCUGAUUUGAAAAUUAAAAACUUGUAUAAAAGUA